Messenger RNA from Myxocyprinus asiaticus (Chinese sucker), 8090 nucleotides. Its product is annotated as serine/threonine-protein kinase 10-like. Bases 188 to 4321 code for a protein of 1377 amino acids. The transcript has 17 exons. Gene Ontology annotation, biological process: protein phosphorylation. The record is from RefSeq and is a predicted model, not a curated record. Lineage: Eukaryota; Metazoa; Chordata; Actinopteri; Cypriniformes; Catostomidae. Gene Ontology annotation, molecular function: ATP binding; protein binding; protein serine/threonine kinase activity.
GGAGAUGUGACAAUCAAAAGCAUCUUUGCCCAGCAGAGACUCAAUCUGGUAGAAACUAUGUGUGUUGUACAUUGAUUUGGUAGUGGUUUUAAUUAAUUCCAGUUUGCAUGAGGCAUUGAGGACCACCAGUAGAUUGAAGGGACUGGGAUUUCUUUAGGAGGAGGGGUGGAUUUAAAGGGAGGGAGCCAUGGCCUCCCUCCUUAUGCGUAUCUUUCGGCUGGAUGUGGAGAAAAAGCGGGUUAGACACUAUGAAAACCUGAAGAGGGAUGUGGAUCCACAUCAGACGUGGGAGACUCUGGGUGAACUGGGGGAUGGAGCUUUUGGGAAGGUGUAUAAGGCUCAGAAUCAGACAACGGGGGUCCUGGGAGCUGCUAAAGUCAUUGAAGUAAGCAGUGAAGAGCAGCUGGAUGACUACAUCACUGAGAUAGACAUCCUCGCAGCAUGUCGCCAUACAAACAUUAUUUCUUUGCUGGACUCCAUCUUCUUUGAGGGCUGGCUGUGGAUCCUUAUUGAGUACUGCCCCGGAGGAGCCCUGGAUGAUAUCAUGUUGGAACUGGAACGGGGCCUUUCGGAGCAACAGAUCAGUGAGGUGUGCUGUCAGACUCUGCAAGCUCUGUCUUACCUGCACCAACAUCACAUCAUACACAGAGACCUGAAGGCUGGCAAUAUUCUGCUCACGAUGGAGGGACAGGUCAAACUAGCUGACUUUGGUGUGUCUGCAAAAAAUGACAAUACCCUUCAAAAACGAUCAACUUUCAUUGGAACUCCAUACUGGAUUGCACCGGAGGUAAUAAUGUGUGAAACAUCAAAGGACAAUCCCUACAGCUCUAAAGCUGAUAUCUGGUCACUGGGCAUUACUUUGAUUGAGGCUGCUGAGAUGGACCCCCCUCAUCAUUCUCUCAAUCCCAUGAGGGUCCUACUGAAGAUCACCAAGUCUCCGCCACCCACACUUUCCAACCCUCGCCAAUGGUCGUCUCAUUUCCAAGACUUUCUGAGGAGGGUGUUGCAGAAGAACCCAGAAGCUCGUUGGGGAGCCCAACAGCUCCUGGCCCACCCUUUCUCUUAUGCUGGACGAGAUGGGCAAGCGCUUAAAGAGCUCAUCGCUGAGGCCAAAGCAGAGGUGACUGAGGUCAUAGAGGCUGAGGCUCUGUUUCACCUACAGUGUGCAGAGAAUGAGAUGUUAGCGCCAGAGUCCGAGCAAACACAGCCACUACCAGUACAAGCAGUUGAAGAACAAAGACCACAUGAACCUGAGAGUCCUCAGAAGUCCGUAGAUGCUGUUCCUCAAUCUCCCACCAAUCCCGAGCCAAACACUGUGGUUAAAGUAACUCCCAGGGCCUCCCAGGCCACAUAUAAAGCUCAGAAGAGUGCAAGACGUCUCUCCAUCCCUGGAAACCUGCUUUCGUUUCUGACAGGGAGCUCUCGUCGUUGCAAAUCUGGAUUCUGGGGUGACAAUUCACCUGUUCAGGGAACUAAAGACUCUGAAGAUUCCAGUGCAGUGCAAACUGUGGGAAAUUGUCCUUCAGUUUCACAGGGAGAUGACAGCCAUGAGAGUGAAAACACUGACAAACUCAAGGAGCAAAUAUCUGACUUAGCUGAAGAUAAAAGUAAUGAGGCUGCUGAUGUCAAAGACAAGGAAGCAAAAGCAGAAACUGACAAGGAAGACACCAAGAACUUAAAUCACUUAAGCACACAAACAAAGCUACCAACCAAUAUCUCUGAAAAGGAAACACUAGAUCUUAUCAAGGUGGACACUGACGCAGAUGAAGAUUCAGGGCACAAUGACCAAAUAUUCUGGAAAUCCCUCCAAAAACCUGCUAUUGUUGACAAAGCCACACUUCCUAGAACAACACAUCCAUGGAGCACACUGGUUAAAGCUUUGAGUUUGGAAAAAACACUUACCAAAAAGUGCAAAUGGGAUGAGGAAAGAUCUAAAAACGAGUACCUUGAUUUGGCCUGUCCUCUGAAAACUUGCAAUUCCCCUCUCACAAUAGGUAUAGACAAAAGCGUGGCUGUUGAGAUGCCAUCUAGUAAAUUACCUGAAGAAAUUCCUGAUCUUCAGAAAGGGCAACAGACAACUGAACCAUUAGAAAGUGACCCUGAUGAGGGAACAAUCAUGCUUGUUGAAGAAAAAACUAAGGUAGAAACAGAAGGGCCAGAGGAAAUGGAGACCAAUGGAGGAACAGGGGAUGAAAAAAAAGAGGAAAGUUGUCCAACAGGCACAGAUCUUAAUGGAGCUAAAGAUACAAGGACAGAAAAAGAGGAUCAUUCAGCCACCACGGAAGAGCACAUUACCAUGGAAGUAAGGGAUAAGAAUGUCAACGAAGCCUUCAAUGAAAACCGUAAUAUUAUAGAGGUAGGCAAUGAUGAUGUAGACUCUAGAGAUGAAAACAGCGAGAAACAGGAAAGCAGUGAAAAAGGUGAGGAACUGAAUGCUGCAACAGAUACAGGAACGGAGGAAGAAGAACAUUCAGUCACCAAGGAAAGUAUGGCACCAGUGGAGCUAGAAUCAAGAAAUGAAAGCGGUGAGAACACAAGAAAAUCAAAUGAGAUGGAAACACCCAUCCAAAAUGAGGAGACAAAGAUAAUUGUUUUACAAAAUACAGAGAAAGAAAGAGAGCUAACAAGUAAAGUUAAUACAGAAGAGACCAGUACUGAGGGGGAAAUGAGUCUCAGUGUUAAUGAAGGAGAAGCCGACAGAGUUGAGAAAGUGAACUGUUCUAAAGAGACAGAAGUUUGUACUGAUUCAGAGGAACCAAACCAAGAACGUAACCAAAGGAAUUAUAUAAGCUUACAGAACAUCAAAGGAGAACAAUCAAAAAGCAAAGGUGAUGAUACAAUAGAUGUGACUGGACCAAAUUUGAAAAAGCAGGUGAUGUUUGCACUUGAGGAGGACAAGCAAAGGCAAGAUAAAACCGAUGAAAGACCACUUGCAAAUGGCAUAGAAGAUUCAGGCAUUAUACCACCACAUGUUGGAUCAAACGGAACCACACCUAAAGAAUCUAAUGAUGACACAAUUCCACCUCUUUCUCCAACUACGGAGCCAACUUCCCCUCCUCUGUCCCCUGGCUUUGAAGGGGACUUACAUCCAAGCAGGAGGACAGUCAAGAAAACCCGAAAAUUUAUGGUGGAUGGUCGAGAGGUCAGCGUUACCACCUCCAAGGUGGUUAGUGAGAGAGACAGCAAUGAACAACAAAUGCGCUCCAACAGACGACAGGAGCUGCACGCACUGAAGCUCUUGCAGAGAGAGGAGCAAAGAGAGCAUGUGCAUCUGGAGCAGAAACUACAGCAGCAGCGAGAACAGAUGUUCCGUCACAUAGAACAAGAGAUGACUAGCAAGAAGCAAUACUAUGACAGUGAGCUUGAGAGACUUGAAAAACAGUACCAGCAGCAAAGCAGUCAAAUGGAGGCAGAGCACACAGCCCGACUUAGAGAGGAUGCACGGCGACUCAAGGCACAACAGGAGAAAGAGCUAAACCGCAAGAGCAGUGCCCUGAAAGCUGACCCUAAAGAGGAGCAACUGUUCCUACAGAAGCAGCAGCAUGAACUGAAUGAGGCUCUGCAGAAAGGCAUUCAGGAUCAUAAGAGGAAAGUGGCAUCCAUGGAAUGGGAGAUUACAGUCAAAUCUCAACAGCUAAAGCGAGCUCGUGAGGCAGUGAUUUGGGAAUUAGAACAGCGACAUUUACAGGAGAAGUACCACCUAUUCAAACAGCAGGUGAAGGAACAGUACUCCCUACAAAGACAGCAGCUGAUCAAGAAACACAACAAGGAUAAGGAGAGAGCGUCUCGGUUCCAGCAGGUUCUUCUAGAGGAACAGAAGUCAUUGCAGACCCAGGAGAGAGCUUCCUUUCAGAAGGCCCAGAAAGCUGAAGCCAAAGCCCGUUUGAACCAGUUUAAGGUGGAACUCAGGCAGAAAGGUCUAAGCGGUUCUGAACAGCGUCAAUGUCUCACACAGUUUUUGUCAGAGGAGGAGGCCAGACAAAAGCAAGACAGACAGAGUCUGCAAGAGAGUCAUGAGAACCAUCUGAAAGCAGUCCAGGAACAAUGUGACGCCAGUACUGCUGAACUGCAGCAUCUUCAGAAUGAGAAGCUUCAAGUUCUUGUGGACAUGGAGAAGAAAAAGAUCAAAGCUCUGGAGGACGAGCACACCCUGGAGCUCAAUGAAUGGAGAGAUAAGCUAGCAUGCAGGAAAGAGGUGCUAGAGGAAGAUCUGGCUCGUAGACGCAGAGAAAAAGAAGGACCAAGAAGACGAGGAAGUGAGCCUGAAAAAUGUCAUGCAGCUCGUCGCUCAAAGUUCUUUCCAAAUCUAAGCUUCUCUUGAUGAAAAAUGAAAAUGUUUUGCAUCUAAACCCCAAUGCUUUUAUGUAUAAAAUUGGUAGUUGACAAAGAACAUAGACACAAACCUUUUUUAAACAUUAAGUUAUAAUGUACAGUAUAUGUGUAUAUAGGAAAGUGUAGGUCCUGUAACUGAUUAACAUUUCCUUAAAGUCCUUCACCAUUUGUAAUUAAUUUUAUUGAAUUAAUUUUAAUUGAUAUGAAGUCAUCAUGUACCACAUUAUACAACAAUUAGAAAACUGCAGCUACUACCCAUAUACAGUUGAAGCCAUAAGUUUACAUACACCUUAGCCAAAUACAUUUAAACUCAGUUUUUCACAAUUCCUGACAUUUAAUCGUAGAAAACAUUCCCUGUCAUAGGUCAAUUAGUAUCACUACCUUAUUUUAAGAAUGUGAAAUGUCAGAAUAAUAGUAGAGAGAAUGAUUUAUUUCAGCUUUUAUUUAUUUCAUCACAUUCCCAGUGGGUCAGGAGUUUAAAUACAAUUUGCUAGUAUUUGGUAGCUGUUGGGCACUUUGUUCAGGAGCGGGUUUGGUUAUUAGCAAUAAUUAAUAAUUAUGACAGAUAAUGAUUAAUUAUUAAAAUCAAUAGAACAUUGAUUAGAAUCAACAUUAUCUUUUUAAUCCUUUAAAUCAACAAUCAUCAAAGAUAACCAUCAAUUAUCAAAUUCAAUAGAAUAUUAAUUAUUAUCAAAGAUAAUUAAUAAUUAUUAAAAUCAAUAGAAAAUUGAUUAGAAUUAACAUUAGCUUAUUGAUCCUUCAAAUCAACAAUCAUCAAAGCGAAUGAUCAAUUAUCAAAAUCAAUAGAAUAUUAAUAAGGAUUAAUAUUGCCGGGGCACCACCCUGGAAUCAGGGACUAAUAACCAGACAGGAUAGCAGUCUCACUAUAAGAUUGUUCUCUUAGGAAAGUCGAUGUCCGGAGGACAUCGACAUUCAAAAGGAAAACAAUGAAGACAUGAAUCCGAGCACUGACAUCUCCUACCAGCCCUUGACACAGGUGCAUGCAGAACAAUACCAAAACACUUCUCUUUAAAGGUAUAACAAAGUUUAUUAAUGCAGUAAUAUCAAUUAAAAAUCAAUACAAUGCAGUCAAUAAACUUCUGACUUCCAACUACAAACUAAACAGUAACAUGAUUAGAUAUGGUAAAAAAUAAGCCUAUAAUACAUGAGAGGAAGGUAUGUGUGUGUGUGUGUGUGUGUGUGUGUGUAAGGAGUGGAGUUCACAAAAUGGCGGACGUGGCUCUUGUGGAGAGUACAUCACACAAAGUUUCUGGCCAGAGAAUGUGGCCGCGAAUGUGGGCAGAGAGAUGGGUUAAUGGCGUCUGCCCAUUUAACGUGUGUCUCCGCUGGUACGAUAAUUUAGGGACAAAGCGGGCUCUAUCGCCAAGUUAUUUGCUCACCAAAUGUGUGUGCGGGUAUGUUUGUGAGGGGUUGUGUGUGUGUGCAGUUAGUACAAGAGAGAGAGAACAGAGUGACGGCACUGAAGCCGGUUUUAGCGAUCGUGGGAGAGAGGGCAACCGUUAUUUUAUCACUCAGAGACGCGGUGAUACAGCUCGUAAUCCGUCCGCCGUGGUCGUUGGUUCUUUAAUGGAUAAACUCAGUGUGCCGGUCUCACCCGCGAUGGCGGAAUUGCACAAAGAGUCAAACAUGGUUGGACAACAACACAGCAAAUCUCAUUCGUGGUAACAGUAAGUUACAAAUAAUACCUUGAUUAUUAUUAGCGGCAAUGAGUGGAUUCGGUGGUCCAUAAACUGUACAAGCAAUAACCUUGAUACACAAGAAUAACACACUAUAAUAAUCUAUCUCUGCCCAGACAUAAACCUCUUACUUGAGUGCGUGAGGAUGCGGGUAGAAUGUGUGUUCGUCCGUCGUUUGACUCCGACUCAUUUCCUCGAGGCUCGGGUGAUGACGGGAGGCUCCAGUUUCCUCGCUCUGUCGGCGGGUGGUAUGGCAGCUGAUUCUCAUUGGGUCGGCAGAGAAAACAGUGUGAAGUCGACUCGGUUGAAAAAGGAAGAGAAAUCUUGUUCACUUCUGCAGGCAGAAGACGCGGGUGAAGACGCGGAUUGCUUGGCAGUCUGCUUCGGAUCCGUUAGCGUUCUCGGUGGAACACGGAGUAAUCUCAACUCGUCCAGUGAGAUGGAGAUCGUAUGGCCAAAGUUCAGGUACGUACAUUACUUCCUUGGGCAACGAGGCUACACCUGGGAGUAGGAGGGCUGAAUUUAGACGAGGCACAUACUGUCACUGGAAGCAACGCCCAGAAAGAUCUCAGAGGUUUUAUACUAUCGAUGACAUCAUGGUUGAGGGACGUGUUCUGUAGUGCAUUUCAUCCAAUAGGAGUUGAAAGUAUGAUCCUUCAGAAUUUCACACUUAGGUGUAAAGUGAGCAAGGCUUCAUGGGAUCUGUAGUCUGUUUUGGAUUCCCUUUGUUUGAUUUUGGCACGGUUGUUGUUAUCAGGCUUUGAGUGUUCGUAUAGGCUGCAGCCAGGCUUUAUGACUGUAUGUAGGCCUGCCCAACUGUAGCAUUGCCUUUAAAUUGCUUAACUUGGGUCAAACAUUUUGGGUAGUCUUCCACAAGCUUCUCACAAUAAGUUGCUGGAAUUUCUGCCCAUUCCUCCAGACAGAACUGGUGUAACUGAGUCAGGUUUGUAGGCCUCCUUGCUCGCAGACGCUUUUUCAGUUCUGUCCACAAAUUUUCUAUCAGACUGAGGUCAGCGCUUUGUGAUGGCCACUCCAGUACCUUGACUUUGUUGUCCUUAAGCCAUUUUGCCACAACUUUGGAGGUAUGCUUGAGGUCAUUGACCAUUUGGAAGACCCAUUUGCGACUGAGCUUUAACUUCAUGGCUGAUGUCUUGAGAUUUUGCUUCAAUAUAGCCACAUAAUUUUCCUGCCUCAUGAUGCCAUUUAUUUUGUGAAGUGCACCAGUCCCUCCUGCAGUAAAGCACCCCCACAACAUGAUGCUGCCAUGCUUCACAGUUGGGAUGGUGAUCUUCAGCUUGCAAGCCUCACCCGAUGGUCAUUAUGGUCAAAAAGUUCCAAAUUUGUUUCAUCAGACCAGAGGAAAUUUCUCCAAAAAGGAAGAUCUUUGUCCCCAUGUGCACUUGCAAACUGUAGUCUGGCUUUUUUAUGGCGGUUUUGGAGCAUUGGCUUCUUCCUUGCUGAGCAGCCUUUUAGGUUAUAUCGAUAUAGGACUUGUUUUACUGUGGAUAUAGAUACUUAUUUACCUGUUUCCUCCAGCAUCUUCACAAGACAUUUGCUGUUGUUCUGGGACUGAUUUGCACUUUUUGCACCAAACUGCAUUCAUCUCUAGGAGACAGAAUGCAUCUCCUUCCUGAGCAAUAUGAUGGCUGCAUGGUCCCAUAGUGUUUAUACUUGCGUAUUAUUGUUUGUACAGAUGAACGUGGUACCUUCAGGCAUUUGGAAAUUGCUCCCAAGGAUGAACCAGACUUGUGGAGGCCUACAAUUUUUUUUCUGAGGUCUUGGCUGAGUUUAUUUGAUUUUCCCAUGAUGUCAAGCAAAAAGGCACUGAGUUUGAAGGUAGGCCUUAAAAUACAUCCACAGGUACACCUCCAAUUCAGUACACCUCCUAUCAGAAGCUAAUUGGCUAAUUGUCUAAAGGCUUGACAUCAUUUUCUGGAAUUUUCCAAGCUGCUUAAAGGCACAGUUAACUUAGUAUAUGUAAACUUCUGACCCACUGGAAUUGUGAUAUAGUCAAUUAAAAGUGAAACAAUCUGUCUGUAAACAAUUGCUGGAAAAAUUACU